AGAACCCAGCAGCUGAUUCUUCUUAUAUUUAUUUCAUUUUAUUAUCCCCAUUGGAUUUCCCCCUUUCUUUUUUUCCCCUCACUUCCAUUUUUCUUGAAUGGAAUCCAUUCAGUUUCUUCUUCCUCCUUCUUCAUCACCAUGAAAUUCUAUAUCUCCACCACCGGCAUUAAGCGGCUCACUAUUUCCAACUCCAACUCCGCCGCCGCUCUCAAGCCUUCUCCGCCUUCCUCCACGGCGUCUCUUCGCAGAAUCUCCACUCGCUCUGUUUUCCCUCUCCUCCUCACUCUCGCUAUUCUUCUCCCUUUCCUUUUCCUUCGAUUCGCUUUCUUGCUACUCGAAUCUGCCGCCGCUUGUUCUUCCUCUCUCGAUUGCUCUCGAUGGACGCUUUUCCCCGAAAAUCACGACGCGUCUUCGAGACUGAGCGAGGAAUUGUCAAGAGCAAUUGUGGAUUCAAAAGAAAGUGGAUCUGUGGGGAUUGAAGAGGGAGUGGCAUCCUUCAACGAGCUUGUCAAAGAUAUGAUCUCUAAACGACAAGAUAUAAGGGCCUUUGCAUUAAAGACUAAAGCUAUGCUACACACUAUGGAACAAAAAGUUAAAUCUGCAAGAAAUCGUGAAUCUGUGUAUUGGUAUUUAGCUUCACAUGGUGUUCCAAAGGGCCUUCAUUGUCUUUCUCUUAAACUUGCUGAAGAGUAUGCUGUAAAUGCCAAAGCUCGAGCUCGUUUGCCACAGCCUGAGUAUGUUUCUCGACUUACCGACCCCUUAUUUCGUCACGUUGUUCUCUUAACGGAUAAUGUCCUCGCUGCCUCUGUUGUCGUCUCUUCUGCUAUUCGGAAUUCGGUUGAUCCUCAUAAAUUGGUGUUUCACAUUGUCACUGACAAGAAAACAUACACGCCAAUGCACGCCUGGUUUGCAACUAAUUCGGUUGAUGAUUCGGUUGUGGUGGAAGUUAAGGGAUUGCAUCAAUUUGACUGGUCUGAGGAUGUCAACAACAGAGUUAAAGAUAUGUUGGAGAUUCAUCGGUUGAUCUGGAAGCGUUACUAUAAUGAUUUCAAAGGAGCUAACUUUGACUUUGAUGAAGAUAAAAGAAAAUUAGAUGUUCUCCGCCCCAGCAGUCUCUCCCUCUUGAAUCACCUCCACAUUUAUGUUCCCGAGCUGUUUCCAGAUCUCAAAAAGAUCGUCUUCCUGGAUGACGACAUUGUGGUACAACAUGAUAUUUCCUCUUUGUCGGACAUAAACCUUGGUGGGAAUGUUGUUGGUGCUGUCCUUGAUUCUUGGUGUGGAGAUGGCUGUUGUUCAGGAAGGAAAUACAGCCACUACCUGAAUUUCUCCCAUCCUUUGAUAUCAUCCAACUUUGAUCCCAAUCGCUGCGCGUGGCUCUACGGCGUGAACGUUUUCAAUCUUGAAGCAUGGAGAAAAUCCAACAUCACAUCUACAUAUCACCAAUGGCUGAAACAUAACCUCAAUUCUGGAUUGGCAUUGUGGCUUCCAGGGGAACUUGCUCCAUCCUUGAUGGCUUUUGAGGGUCAUAUGUAUCCCAUUGAUCCAUCAUGGCAUGUAGCCGGAUUAGGUGAAAGACCCCCAAAAGUUUUCUCCACGGAGAUCCUCGAAGAUGCUGCGGUCGUACAUUUCAGUGGCCCGGCAAAGCCAUGGCUCGAGAUCGGGUCGCCAGAGGUACGAAACAUAUGGAAUAAACAUGUAAAUUUCUCAAACAAGUUUAUUAAAAGAUGUAGAAUAAUGGAGUGAGGAAAACAAAGUUUGUCUCACUCUAGCACUAAAUUAUUCAUUUUGGGAUUAGAUACCAAAUGAAGAAGAUAUAGUCUGAGAUAAGAGGGAAGAAGGUUUUGCCUUCAGUCUCUUCCCAGACUAAUCUCUACAAAAAUAUGAAAUAUUGGUUAAAUUAUGUCCAUACUAUUACUAGGUAAUAGAUGAAGGUAGCCAUUAGCCAAUGCAAUAUUACACAAUACAAUUCAGAUCAGUCUUACAACCUCGAGGAUAUAAAUUAUAUAUGAUCAUGGAUGUAACUAUCUACAACUUUGUAUAUCAAUUUAAUAUCAUAUUUUAGAUACCGAGUAUUGUUGUAUUAACUUUGUUUGAUGCUGUUAUGAAAAUUGUUGGCGACUCUGCCAUAGA
Molecule: messenger RNA, 2130 nt
Organism: Benincasa hispida (wax gourd)
Lineage: Eukaryota; Viridiplantae; Streptophyta; Magnoliopsida; Cucurbitales; Cucurbitaceae
Gene: GAUT15
Product: galacturonosyltransferase 15
Molecular function (GO): polygalacturonate 4-alpha-galacturonosyltransferase activity
Source: RefSeq, a predicted model, not a curated record